Camarhynchus parvulus is the source of this 1193-nucleotide messenger RNA. RefSeq names its product phospholipid phosphatase related 2 (gene PLPPR2). Gene Ontology annotation, biological process: phospholipid dephosphorylation; phospholipid metabolic process; signal transduction. The transcript has 11 exons. Gene Ontology annotation, molecular function: phosphatidate phosphatase activity. NCBI's taxonomy places the organism in Eukaryota, Metazoa, Chordata, Aves, Passeriformes, Thraupidae. The record is from RefSeq and is a predicted model, not a curated record. Bases 30 to 1193 code for a protein of 387 amino acids.
GGAUUUUUGGGGGACCCCACCCCCCAGCCAUGGCCCCCCCCCGGCAGGAGAAGCGCGGCUCCAUCGUCCCCUGCGUACUCCUGGUGGAGGUGGGGAUUUUGGGGGGCACGGCCGCCCUGGCCUACCAGCUGGAGUUCACCGACGCCUUUCCCGUGCACGCCGGGGGUUUCUUCUGCCGGGACCCCGACUUCGGGCGCCCCGACCCCGGCCCCCCCGGCGCCAGCCGCGCCCCCCCCGGGCUCGUCUACGCGCUCGUCAGCGCCGUGCCCGCGCUCACCAUGGCCGCGGGGGAGCUCCUGGGCCGCCUGGGGGGGUCCCGCGGGGGUCGCGCCCCCCCCCAGCGCUGGGCGCGGAGCUGCGAGCGGCAGGGGGCGCCCCUGAGGCGGCUGCUGCGGUUCCUGGGCGUGUUCUCCUUCGGCCUCCUGGCCACGGCCAUUUUCGCCAACGCGGGCCAGGUGGUCCUGGGGACCCCCGCCCCCCAUUUCCUGGCCGUGUGCCGCCCCAAUUACAGCGCGCUGGGCUGCGCGCCCCCCGCGCCCCCGCCCCGCUUCGUGCCCCCGGGGGGCUCCCCCUGCUCCGGGGACCCCCCGGCCGUGGCCGCCGCUCGCCGCGACUUCCCCUGCAAGGAGGCGGCGCUCGGAGCCUACGCGGGGGCGUUCGCCGGGCUAUACGUGACCCUGGCGUGGCGGGGCUCUGUGUACGUGACCCUGGCGUGGCGCGGCGGCGGCUCCCGCCUGGCCAAGCCCGCGGCCGUUUUGGGGUUCGCGGCCCCCCCGUUCCUGCUGGGGGCGCUGCGCGUGGCCGAGCACCGCAACAGCUGGGGGGGGGUCCUGGGGGGCUUCCUGUGCGGCACCGCCAUCGCCGCCUUCCUGGUCACGUGCGUGGUCGGAAACUUCCAGAACCAGGGCGGGGAUUUGGGGUGGGGGGCGGGGACCCCCCGAGCCCCCCGAGCUGCCCCCCCAAAACCCCCAACCCCCCCUGGAGGAGAUCAGCGUCACCCAGGUGCGUCGGGCGGAGUUCCCAGCGGUGACCUGAGGGACCCCAAAAAUCGGGAACCCCAAAAAUCGGGAACCCCAAAAAUCGGGAACCCGGAAUUUGGGGGAGCCUGGGAAAAAACUGGGAUCGCGGAAUUUGGGGGAAUUUUGAAAUUUGGAGUGUUGAAAUUUGGGAUUGCAAAAUUUGGGGAAUUUUGA